This is a messenger RNA of Lampris incognitus (smalleye Pacific opah), 4814 nucleotides long. RefSeq names its product BLM RecQ like helicase (gene blm). The record is from RefSeq and is a predicted model, not a curated record. Gene Ontology annotation, molecular function: DNA binding; four-way junction helicase activity; hydrolase activity, acting on acid anhydrides, in phosphorus-containing anhydrides. The coding region runs from base 276 to 4670 and encodes 1464 amino acids. Gene Ontology annotation, cellular component: cytoplasm; chromosome; nucleus. Gene Ontology annotation, biological process: double-strand break repair via homologous recombination; telomere maintenance; DNA replication. The transcript is spliced from 21 exons. NCBI's taxonomy places the organism in Eukaryota, Metazoa, Chordata, Actinopteri, Lampriformes, Lampridae.
CAAUAAGGAGUGAGUUGGUCUGCUUGGCGCAAUCGCCAAACAAGCCGUGUGUGCAGGCGGAGAGUGGUCUGAAGGGCUGCGGAGGCGACGUUUCCCGCUAGCUAACGGUGUAGCGCCGUUGUAAGCUAAGUAAAAACUACACGGAGUCUCUUUUUAGGCGGCUUUCUAUUUCAAUUCCCCGCCGUUUUUUGCCGGCUAUGCCGAAUUUGUCAAGCCGCCCGCCAGCCGGUGCGCGACAAAGCUAGGCUAUCUGUUGGCUAGUCCAGCGCCGGUGGAUGAUGCCCGCGCUUCCGCAGAACAAUCUGGAGGAACAGCUGGCGAGGCACAGCAAUGCCGUUCAGAGCAAGUUGUCCUUGCCUAAACCCAAACCGGGAUCAUUCUCUUUUAAAAAGCCCGCAUCAAGCACAUUUAAGGCCGAAAUCCCGACCAAGGUAAACGCUUUGGCAAACAGGAACGGCAAUAUCCAAAAGAGCAGCCCAGUAACAAAAUCCCCCUUGACGUUUUCAACCGAGCUCAAAAGACCGCUCUCCAAACCCAACAUCUUCUCAGUGAACGCAAAAGGCAAAUCGGAUUCCGCCAGCCAAGCUCUGGGCUCUCCUGCAGCAGGCAGUCCUCCUCCUGCAGUGUUUGCAGAGAAAGCAUCCCCUGCCUCCAAUAAAUUUGACAGCCCUUUGACAUGUGGCAGUGGCAGCACCCCCAAAGGUCUGGAUGCAACGUCUGGAUUUCCAAUGGAUGAAUGGUCUGACAUUGAUGAUGACUUUGAGGACUUUCAGACACCUGUCAAAGAGAAAAAUGGCUCACCGAGUGAGGAAUCUGCAGGGAAGAAUGGCAGCUUGAUGUCAUUUUCCAAUGAGGAGAAUUUAGAAUCAAGCAAGAGGUUGAACAAAGACGCCUUCGAGGCUUUGAAGUUGAGCACCAGUGUUCCAAACAAGCAUGGACUUGGGGACAAAGAAACUCACAGAAAACAGCACAAUGCUGAUAAUGCCCCAGAGUCUUCUGGAGACGGUUCUACUGAGGGGACUGCAGCAUGGGAGUUGCAGGAUUCACCCAUUAAAAAAACCCGAGGACGCACUGCCCAACUCAAGUGUAUCAUGAGUGAUAGUGAAGAGGAAAACAUUACUGAACCAGAGACUUCUGAAGAAAACAAAGGUAAUAAAAACAAAAGAAUCGAAACUAAUAUAGUAGCACUUGAUGACAACACAGCGCUUGAUGAUGACGACCUAUAUUUCAUUCCCCCCUCUCCAAUCCCCGAUAAGAUCAGUAAUCCCAUUUCUACAGUGGAGAGACGAUCUAAAUCAGUUGAUUUUGAAAGCCGAAACUGUCUUAAAACGACAAAGGAGCGUGUCACAGUCCCAUGCGAAGUCUCUGAUCAGCCUAAAGAAAGACCAGUCAACCCUCCGGAUGAGCAGCUCUUCAGUAUCAUGGAGUCCAUCUGUGCUCUGGUUGAUUCCAUCCCUGAGCAUGAGCUGAUAGCCCUAUCCGGUGGACCUGAGCUUUUAUUGAAGAGGGCUCAGAGGAAGAGAAUUCUUGCAAAUGGCAGUGACACAUCAUUUAGGAUACAGCAGCCAGACAGUACUGUGAUCUUGGAAUCCAGCUAUAAAGAGAAACCUUCAUUCUUUUUUGACACCCCCACCGUCAUGUCAUCUACCACCUGCCUCCCUGCCAGUGUCACCCCCAAGAGACCUGCAGUCAAGAGAACCUCGAUCAUAUCUGUGGACUAUGACAGCUCUGAGUUUGAAGACUCUGACUGCAUCAUUAAUGGCACCCCGACUCCCAGCACCUCUUGGAGACCCAGCAGUGUUAAUGAGCCUAUUCGCCUUGGAGAGGUCAAGAGAUUUGUCAAAGGUCAAGGUACUGGUCAAUCCCCUUCAACUUUCAGCCCCAAAAACCCACCCUGUGGUCGUCUGAAGAAUACAACUGUUGUGCUGGAUGACUCGGAUCACUUCAACUCACCUUGGGGGCUGGAGACAGUUCUGCAAAAAAAUGGUAGCACAGAUAAAACCCUAGUAGGAACCAAAGCCACAGGAAAUGGAGAACCAAAUGAUUUUUACAUUGAUGACUUUGAUAUAGAUGAUGACUUUGAUAUAGAUGAUUUGAAUGAAACUGACAUCCCCGAUUAUUUUGAUGAACCCCCAAGCUCAUUGGUGUCCAAGCAGGACUCCAGCACAGUGACUAAAACGGUCAGAGAGGGAGGGGCAAACAAGUCCCAAUGGGAGAGGAAAACAGCACCUGCCCCUGCAUCACUGCCUACUAAGAAAUACUCCCCAGAACCCAACUAUAGAAACCCUGACCAUGAUUGCUUUAGGGGGUUCAGCUUCCCUCACUCAGCAGAAAUGAUGAAGAUCUUUCACAAGCGUUUUGGACUUCAUCAGUUCAGGUUCAACCAACUUGAGGCUAUUAACGCUGCACUGUUGGGAGAAGACACCUUUAUUCUGAUGCCUACAGGCGGGGGUAAAAGUCUGUGCUACCAGCUGCCUGCUUGUGUGUCUCCUGGAGUCACUGUGGUGGUCUCCCCACUCAAAUCACUAAUUGUAGACCAGGUCCAGAAACUCACAACACUGGAUAUUCCAUCUACAAGUCUCUCUGGUGACAAAAGUGACCGCGACACUGGGAAUGUCUAUAUGCAACUCUCUAAGAAAGAACCCAUCAUCAAGCUGCUCUAUGUUACCCCUGAAAAGGUGAGUGCCAGUAACAGGUUGAUCUGUGCCCUUCAGAACCUGUAUGAUCGAGGUCUUUUAGCCCGCUUUGUCAUCGAUGAGGCCCACUGUGUUAGUCAGUGGGGCCAUGACUUCCGUCCUGACUUCAAGAAGUUGCACGAGCUGCGUAAGAAGUUCCCCAAAGUUCCCAUCAUGGCGCUAACGGCCACCGCCACUCCACGAGUACAGAAGGACAUCCUCAACCAGCUGCAGAUGACACGGCCACAGCUGUUUACCAUGAGUUUCAAUCGAAUUAACCUCAAAUACGCUGUGCUGCCCAAGAAACCCAAGAAGGUGGAUGAGGAUUGCAUUAACUGGAUCAAGAAGAACUAUCCACGUGACUCUGGCAUUAUUUAUUGCCUGUCUCGUAAUGAAUGUGAUUCUAUGGCUCAAAAUCUACAGAGAGCAGGAUUAUUGGCUCUCUCCUAUCAUGCAGGCCUCUGUGAUAGUGAUAGAGAAUAUGUGCAGACCAAGUGGAUCAAUCAGGAUGGCUGUCAGGUCAUUUGUGCCACUAUAGCCUUUGGUAUGGGCAUUGAUAAGCCUGAUGUGCGAUAUGUGAUCCACGCCACUCUCCCUAAGUCAGUGGAGGGCUACUACCAGGAAUCAGGGAGAGCUGGCAGAGAUGGAGAAAUUUCCCACUGCAUUCUCUUUUACUCCUACUCUGAUGUCAUUCGAAUCAAGAGGAUCAUCAGCAUGGACAGAGAUGGCAACAGAGACACCAAAGCUACUCAUUACAACAACCUCCACAGCAUGGUGUAUUUCUGUGAGAACAUAAUGGACUGCAGGAGGAUUCAGCUCCUGGGCUACUUUGGAGAGCAUAACUUCAGUGCCAGCUUCUGUAAAGACCACCCUGACGUCAUUUGUGACAACUGCGCCAAGCCCAAUCAAUACAAGAUGAAAAAUGUGACCGAAGUUGUGAGAAAUAUUGUGAGGUUUGCCCAGGCACAUUGUGAAAAAGUCGGAGCCAAAUUCAGCAAGUCUUCUCAACAGAACCGAUUGACUCUUAACAUGCUGGUUGACAUCUUCCUGGGGUCUAAAUCUGCCAAGAUCCAGACUGGGAUGUUUGGAAUUGGAGCAGCUUUUUCCAGGCACAAUGCCGACCGUCUCUUCAAGAAGUUGGUACUGGACCAUGUCCUGAUGGAGGACCUCUACAUCACCAAUAACGGCCAGGCUGUAGCUUACAUCUCUGCCGGACCCAAAGCCAUGAACAUUCUCUCUGGAAACAUGCUGGUGAACUUCUGUGAGACGGAGACUGCCUCCAGUAUUAGGAAGCACAAGGCUGCUGGGGCCAAGAAUGUUUCUGAGAGAGAAGAGAUGGUUAAGAAGUGUCUGCAGGAGCUCACUGAUAUGUGCAAGCAGCUGGGCAAAGCAUUUGGCAUUCAUUAUUACAACAUCUUCUCCACAGCCACCUUGAAAAUGAUAGCAGAGACUCUGUCCGCUGACCCUGAGGUCCUUUUGCAAAUUGACGGCGUAACAGAGGACAAACUGGAGAAGUAUGGAGCUGAGGUCAUCACGCUCCUUCAGAAAUACUCUGAGUGGCAGCUACCUGUGGAAGAUUCGGCUGACACGAAUGUAGAUGCUGAUGGAUGGAUAGACGUGUCACGAGGCCAAGCCAGUGUAAGUUAUAGUUAUGAGGAAGAUACUGAGUCUUCCAGUUACUUCAAUAACCAGAGUGGUAAAGGACGGAAGAGGAAGAAAGCCCCCUACUUCAAGAAUGCCAAAAAGAGAAGAGGAUUUGCCAACAAUAGCACCGCCUCUAAAGGUAAUAAGUACGGGACCUCAUCUAACCUACGAGGAGGAUCGAAAGCUCCCUCCAAGUGGGCAGGCCAGGGGUCCGGGACCUCAGCAGCAGCCGUGCCGACGGGCAGAAGACCAGGCAUCUUGGCCAUCCCUACCCCAAAAACCAACUCACGGUCUUUCCUAAAACCGUCCUUUACCAAGGUGAAAGACCGGUCAUCGGGUAUAUUUUGUUAGGGCUUUUAAACGCGUUGGUUCAUUAGACAUUUUGAGCUGUAUUUAAUUUAUGCACAGAAAUAGUGUUUAUUGAUGUUUCAACACUACUAUGUAAUGUCUAUUUGAUGUACGUUUUCACUUUUCAUUAAAGAAGUUAAUUUUUCA